Vidua chalybeata is the source of this 2771-nucleotide messenger RNA. RefSeq names its product ras GTPase-activating protein 4-like. The record is from RefSeq and is a predicted model, not a curated record. Lineage: Eukaryota; Metazoa; Chordata; Aves; Passeriformes; Viduidae. The coding region runs from base 50 to 2722 and encodes 890 amino acids. The transcript is spliced from 18 exons. Gene Ontology annotation, biological process: regulation of GTPase activity; intracellular signal transduction.
GUUUGGCUCCGCUCGGCUCCGCUCGGCUCCGCUCCGCUGCCCGCCCGCCAUGGCCCGGCGCAGCGCCCUCUCCAUCCGCAUCGUGGAGGGCAGGAACCUGCCCGCCAAGGACAUCAUGGGGAGCAGUGACCCGUACUGCAUCGUGAAGAUCGAUGAUGAGGCCAUCAUCAGGACUGCCACGGUGUGGAAGACGCUGUCCCCGUUCUGGGGGGAGGAAUAUGAGGUGCAGCUCCAGCCCGGUUUCCACAGCAUCUCCAUCUACGUCAUGGACGAGGAUGCCCUCAGCCGUGAUGACAUCAUUGGGAAGGUCUGCAUCACCCGGGACAUGCUGGCAGAGCACCCCAAGGGAUACAGUGGCUGGAUGAGCCUCAGCGAGGUGGACCCUGAUGAGGAGGUGCAGGGGGAGAUCCACCUGCGGGUGGAGGUCCUGGGCAGCCAGGGCAGCCGGCGGCUGCGCUGCUCCGUGCUGGAGGCCAGGGAUUUGGCCAGGAAGGACCGGAAUGGUGCCUCCGACCCCUUUGUCCGCCUGCGCUACAACGGGAAGACACAGGAGAGCACCGUGGUCAAGAAAUCCUGUUACCCUCGCUGGAACGAGACCUUCGAGUUCGAGCUGGCCGAGCCCGCUGAGGAGAAGCUCUGCGUGGAGGUGUGGGACUGGGACCUCGUCGGCAGGAACGACUUCCUGGGCAAGGUGGUGUUCAGCGUCCAGGGGCUGGAAGCAGCUGGGCAGGAGGAGGGGUGGUUCAGGCUGUGGCCAGACAAGUCCAAGCCGACAGAGGACGAGCGCCGAGGCAGCCUGGGCUCGCUGCAGCUGCAGGUGAAGCUUCGGGACGAGACGGUGCUUCCCUCCCACUGCUACCAGCCCCUGGUGCAGCUCCUGUGCCAGGAGGUGAAGUUGGGGCGCCAGGAUGGCCAAGUGCACCUGGUCACCCUCCUGGAUGAAACCACCACGGCCGAGUGCCGGCAGGAGGUCGCCAUCAACUUGGUCAAACUCUUCCUGGGCCAGGGGCUGGUCAAGGAGUACCUGGACCUGCUCUUUGAGCUGGAGCUGGCCAAGCCCUGUGAGCCCAACACUCUAUUCCGGAGCAACUCGCUGGCCUCGAAGUCGAUGGAGUCCUUCCUCAAGGUGACAGGGAUGCCAUACCUGCACUUUGUCCUGGGCCCCACCAUCACCCGCGUGUUCGAGGAGAAGAAAUACGUGGAGCUGGACCCCGGCAAGGUGGAGAUCAAAGACGUCGGGUGCUCGGGGCUGCACCGGGUGCAGACGGAGGGCGAGGUGAUCGAGCAGGGCCGACAGCACCUCCAGUCCUACCUGGGCGAGCUCCUGGACGCCAUCGUCAGGUCGGCCCCGGCGUGUCCGCCCCUGAUCCGCGCCGCGUUCCGCCAGCUCUUCCAGCGCGUCGGGGAGCGCUUCCCGCAGCACCAGGUCGGGCUGUGGCGGGGGACGGUGUGGGGCCAAACAGGGACAUCCCCAGGGGACAGCGCUCUCUGGGUGUGGUCAGUGGGGUCCCCUCUUGGGCAAGCAGCAGCCCCGGCCACCGGCGCAUCGCUGUUUGUGGGGUUGUCCCACGCUGGGAGAGACCCUCACGUGUGUUCCCCACCCCCUCGGUGGUCCCAGCACGCCAAAUUUGUGGCUGUCACCAGCUUCCUGUGCCUGCGCUUCUUCUCGCCGGCCGUGAUGACCCCCAAGCUGUUCCAGCUGCGCGCCGCGCACGCGGACGCGCGGACCAGCCGCACGCUGCUGCUGCUGGCCAAGGCCAUCCAGCUGGUCGGGAACAUGGAGCCGGCGGCCGGGCGCGCCAAGGAGACGUGGCUGUCGCCGCUGCUGCCCGUCCUGCAGCAGGGCACGGCCCGCAUGAGGGACUUCAUCACCCGCCUGGUGGGCACGGAGGAGGGCGAGGGUGAGGGGCGGCCGCUGGGGCCCCCGCCGGCCGUGGUGAAGGAGGGGCUGCUCCUUGUGCACAAGACACGGGGCAAGGGGCCGCUGCUCGCUGCUGCCGCCGGCAAGAAACUCCAUUUCUGCCUCACCGGGGAGUCCCUGAGCUUCGGCAAGAGCCCCGGUGCGGAGGUACGGGCGUGCUGGGGGGGGCGGGGGGGCGGCAGCGGGGUGGCGCUGACCCCCUCUGUGUGCGCGUGUCCCUUCCAUCAGCGUAUCGGUGCCAUCGCCCUGGGCGACAUCCUGGCGGCCGAGAAGGUGGAGGAGAAGAGCUUCGGCAGCUCCCACGUCAUGCAGGUGGUCUACAUGGCCACGGGCGGGCAGCAGGAGACGGCCUACCUGCAGUGCAAGUGUGUCAACGAGCUGAACCAGUGGCUCUCAGCCCUGCGCAAGGCGUGCGGCAACAACCCCCGCGUGCUCCGCUCCUACCACCCCGGCGUCUUCCGCGGCGACAAGUGGAGCUGCUGCCACCAGCGCGACAGGACAGGGCUGGGAUGCGACCGGACCCGGCACGGCGUCACGCUGCAGGACUGGAGUGACCCGCUGGACCCCACGGUGGAGGCUCAGCGGCUCUUCCAGCACCUCCAGGGCCUCCGGGGCACCCUCAGGGACAAGUACUGGGAGCUGCUGGAGCCGGAGGAGGCCCAGAACGGCCGCCGGGGUGAAGACGCUGCCCUGCCCGAGGGGCUGAGCCGGCUCUUGGCGGUGCUGGGGGACCUGGAGCGCUGUCACCGCCGGGCGCAGCCCCCGGCCCCGGCCCCGGCCCUGCUGCAGCUGCAGACGUGAGGGGGCCCCGGGGAGCGCGGCCCCGGCAAUAAAGGCACUUUGUACCCUG